AUGGACGAUCCACGUGAGGUUUUAGCGGUUGAUCCGUAUAACAAUGUCACAUCAGAUGAAGAAGACGAACAGGCCAUCGCUAAGGAACUUGAAUUUAUGGAACGAAAGAAGCAAGCCUUAAUGGAACGAUUGAAGAGGAAGCAAGACUUCAAAAAACCGGAAGAUCCUAACUUUGAGGCUGUUGAAGUACCGCAAUCUCCCGCUAAGAAACGUACAGUUCAGAAUUCCCAAGAUGCCUCAAAACAGGCCAUAAGGCCUGUAGCUCCAAACGUCAACGAACUAAUGCUGUCUCAGCAAUCACUAGAAUCACCGAGUAAUACGACCACAUAUUUUAUGCAAAAAUUUCAGAGUGCAAAGAGAAAUGAGGAUAAGCAGAUUGCCAGAUAUGAAGGUAUGAUGAACGCAAGGGUACAUACGUUUGGUACUGAUAACAAAGAAUACAAACCAAUAAUCACAAACGAGUUGGAAAGUUUUUCAAAUCUUUGGGUUAAAAAACGAUACAUACCCGAAGAAGAUUUAAAGCAUGCUUUACAUGAGAUUAAGAUUCUUCGACUGAACAAGCUUUUUGCCAAAAUUCGUCCACCAAAGUUCCAGGAACCUGACUACGCCAAUUGGGCCACAGUCGGCCUGAUUAGUCAUAAAUCAGACAUCAAGUUUACGUCUUCUGAGAAGCCGAUUAAAUUUUUCAUGUUCACAAUAACAGAUUUCCAACAUUCACUAGAUGUUUAUAUUUUUGGGAAAAAGGGUGUUGAAAGAUACUAUAAUCUCCGUCUGGGUGAUGUGAUAGCAAUAUUAAACCCUGAAGUACUACCGUGGAGACCUUCAGGUCGUGGGAACUUUAUUAAGUCUUUUAAUCUCCGAAUUAGUCAUGACUUCAAGUGUAUCUUGGAAAUAGGCUCAAGCAGGGACUUGGGAUGGUGUCCCAUCGUGAAUAAAAAGACACAUAAGAACUGUGGAUCUCCUAUAAAUACAAAUCUUCACAUGUGCUGUGAUUAUCAUAGAGAAGUGCAAUUUAGAGGGACUAGUGCAAAGAGAAUUGAACUAAACGGGGGUUACGCCUUGGGUGCGCCGACCAAAGUAGAUUCUCAACCUAGUUUAUACAGAGCCAAAGGAGAAAAUCAAUUUAAUAUAGUCAGAAGUACCCGUAAAGGUCUCUCCGAAGAAGAAGAAAGAGUCAAAAAGAACUCUCACAAUUUUACCAAUAGUAAUUCUGCCAAGGCAUUUUUUGAUGAAAAAUUUCAGAAUCCAGAUAUGCUCGCAAACUUGGAUAGCAAAAGAAGAAAGAUUAUUGAUACCAAGAAAUCCACAGCAUUGAGCCGUGAGCUAGGCAAAAUCAUGAGAAGAAAGGAGUCAAGCGGAUUAGAGGACAAAAGCGAAGGAGAGAAACAAAAAAUGAAGCAAACCACAGAGAGUGCUCUCCAAACGGGACUGAUUCAACGUCUAGGAUUUGAUCCGACCCAUGGGAAAAUUUCCAAAGUGCUUAAGUCCUCUGUUCCCGGCGGAGAGUCCAAGAACAACCGCGUUAAUGGGAAGAAAACUGUCAUUAAUGAUCUCCUACAGUAUAAGAAGGAGAAAGUCAUCCUGGCACCUUCAAAGAACGAAUGGUUCAAAAAAAGAAGUCAUCGUGAAGAAGUUUGGCAAAGGCACUUUGGAUCAAAUGAAACUGAAGGAGCUUCGGACGCUAGUGGAAGUGACCUUGAGAUUGUAUAA
Messenger RNA from Saccharomyces eubayanus, 1710 nucleotides. RefSeq names its product Mcm10p (gene MCM10). Gene Ontology annotation, biological process: DNA replication; DNA replication initiation. Gene Ontology annotation, cellular component: nucleus; replication fork protection complex. Lineage: Eukaryota; Fungi; Ascomycota; Saccharomycetes; Saccharomycetales; Saccharomycetaceae. Gene Ontology annotation, molecular function: single-stranded DNA binding; DNA replication origin binding. The record is from RefSeq and is a predicted model, not a curated record. The transcript has a single exon. The coding region runs from base 1 to 1710 and encodes 569 amino acids.